Metopolophium dirhodum (rose-grain aphid) is the source of this 3117-nucleotide messenger RNA. Its product is annotated as TGF-beta-activated kinase 1 and MAP3K7-binding protein 1-like. Gene Ontology annotation, biological process: protein dephosphorylation. The transcript is spliced from 8 exons. The record is from RefSeq and is a predicted model, not a curated record. Gene Ontology annotation, molecular function: protein serine/threonine phosphatase activity. The coding region runs from base 303 to 1613 and encodes 436 amino acids. NCBI's taxonomy places the organism in Eukaryota, Metazoa, Arthropoda, Insecta, Hemiptera, Aphididae.
AAAUAAUAAAUAUUAUCUUCGUGAUUCAUAUAUAUUUGAUAUUUCAUAAAACUAUUAUAAAUACUUACCUAUGUAUUCAAGUAUUCAAUUAAUUAUUGAUUGCUUUUGGAUUAUUGCUAAUGUAAUCCUCGUUAUUAAUUAUGAAUACCUACAUAUUUAGUUUGAACUUUUCGAGUUAUUUAUAAUUUUCAAUAUUUUACUUGGUAGUAGUAUCUUAAAUAUUUGUGGAUUAAUAGUUUUUAUUUAAAAAAUGCCCACUAUACUCGAAGGUGGUCCAGAAUACAAUAAACUUAUAUUUAAUUAUGAUCGUAGUUGGACCGAUGAUUUACCAGUUUGUAAAGUAUCAGUAUAUUUUAGGUGUAGGAUACCUAACUCGUCAAAGAUAUGAUGAAUUAGGUCAACGCCGAGAGGAAUUGGAAUCUGAAGACAUCAGUCUUCGAUGUUGUUAUGAUGAUGCAGGUGUUGUAUGGUUGUAUGGACUUUUUAAUGGGCACAAUGGGGCAGAAACGGCUCGGUUUGCUCGUGAUCGUAUUGCUGCAGAAAUUUUGUUAGGCCAGUUACCUACAACUGAAAUGGACCAAACUGCUAAAGAAAUAAUUCAACAAAGUUUUCUUUCGGUUGAGGGAACUUAUCUUGAAACCAUUGAUAAUAAAUUACUUCAAAGAGCAAGUCUACUACUUCAACUUCCUGAAGGGAUAUCACAUUAUGAUGCUUACCAACAAUAUCCUCAAAUUAUAGAAAAAUUAAAGGAACUUGAAGAAGAAUUAUCGUGUGGUACUGGGGCAUCUAUAGCAAUACUUAAAAAUAAUCGUUUGUAUGUAGCAAAUGUUGGAGAAAGUCGUGUAUUGUUAUGUAAAACUGAUAAAGACGAUGUAUUGAGAGUGAUACAGCCUACAGUUGACCAUAACUUAACAAAUUUAGAUGAAGUGAUGAGGCUGACAAAUCUUGGACUCAAAAUUGCUGAUGGAAAGAUCAAUGGUAAUAGAAUGAUUGGAAAUCAAUCAUCAACAAGAUGUUUAUGUAAUUACAUGAUAAAAGGUGCCUAUAAAGACUAUGACGAACUUAGUGCAGCUUUAACUGAACCAAUUAUAGCUGAACCUCAUAUUGUUGGGGGUAUAUCUAUUGAUUCAUCGUACAGAUUUAUGAUGAUUGCUUCUCCAGGUCUACUGAAAACUUUAGAACAAGCCACAGGAACUAAUCAAGUGAACAAGGAGUUAGCGCUAUUAGUAGUUGAACAAUUAAGAGUGCAGUCUACAUUAACUGGUGUUGCUCAAGCUGUUGUAGAUCAUAUAGCUAGAAUAUAUCAUGAUACUUAUGAAGCACAAGAUAAUGCUACUGGAGCUACUCGUCCAAAUAUUAUGUUAAUGAUACGCAAUUUCAAUUUUGCAAUGCCUAAUGCAAUCACCGAACAACAACAUAGUUGGAAUGGCUCAUAUGAUCAAGAUACAGCUAUAAACUUGACUGAAACUACAACAUCAACUUCAACCGACCCAUCUAGCGGUUCAAUCAAAGCUAUACUGCCGUAUGUUGAUUUCAGUGAAUUUAACACAAAUGUCGAUAAAGCUAAAGCACAAGGCAAGCUUCCUUCAAAUAUCAACUUUUUCUAUGAAUAGAUAAAAUAUCAUUUGGAUUCAUUUUUUAGUUCAGUUACUAAAUAGUGACUUGAUAAUUGUUGUCAUAUAGUUAAAUUUUAUUUUUGUAUGCUGUUUCAUUAAAAAAAAUAUUUAGGUUGAUGUAAUUUUUACUUUUUUUUACUUAUAUGCAUUAACUUAAAAGAAAAACAUAUUUUUAUUCAAUUGCUGAAAAUAAAUAUUUAUUUAACUUUCCAUUAUUAUAUGUUAUACAUUUUUUUAACGUUUAUUAAGGAUAAUUCAUACUCUAAAAAAUCUCUACAAUCUCUUGAUGCCUGCCACUUAUAUCUCAUGUAUUUUGAUGUUCUAAUUAUAUCAGAAAAUAUUAUUUAUUAAAUUAUUAAAUUUAUUGUUAGUUUUAUUGUCAACUUUUUUCCUAAUACCAAAGAUUUAAAAUAUAUUCUUUUUUAUAAGAAUUAAUUUUGUUAAAAAUAAUAAUCGGAAAUAUCAAGUAUUAUUUAUAAAUUAUAUAAACAGAAUAUAAUAUUAUUAAUAUUAUAAUUGCAAAAGUUAUUCAGAAAAGAAAAAUAUAACUAUUUACUUACUACUCAGUAUCCCAUACAUGCAGCGCCGGAUUAAGGCUUUUAGGCCCACCGAGAUUUUAAAUUUUUAUCGGCCAUAAACAAAUAAUUGGCCCAUUUAACAAAAAAUAUACCUUUAAUUUAAAUAUAAAAUUAUAUUUACACUAGAAACAAAAAUCAAAAUUCAAAGGAAACUAAACUAAAGUAAACUAUAUAAAAGUGAAUUAUUUUAUUUUUCACUUAUCUUUAUAGGUACUAUGUGCAUAAUAAAGCUACCAAAUAGAUUAAUAGAAGUAUUAAAAAAUAACAAUAAUUUUUUAUGAGCAUCUAAAGUUAGAAUUUUGAUCAAAUUUAUCAAAAUCUGGGAAAUAUUUAAAUUAUUUUGAGUUGGACAUUUAUAAUUAAUUAAAUAUUUUUUAUAAAUUGAAGAUUUGAAAAUUAUGAGCGUUUGAAAUUCAAAUGAUCUUAACAUUGGAUAUUCAUCCCUAAAUUAACAAAUUCUCAUCAAACAAUUUUUUUUUUUAAUUAAAAAAUGAUUAACUGUAGGUACACUUGAAAUUUGCACCAAAUGUUUAUUUUAGAAUUUUCUAUACCCGGUAUAAUUUUUAUCAUAUUAUAUAAUAUAUAAUAUUGGUACUAUAGGCUGACAGACCUAUGUUCAGAAUCGUUUUUAUAUAUUCACUUUUAGUAGGAAAUUAUAGUUUAUAAUUUUCUGGAAUGGAAUGCCCAAUACAGUAAUAUUCAACCACAUAUUAAAUAAUUAAAUAAUUUGGUUAUUAUAAUUUAGCUAUGGACCAUUAGGUUAACAAAUGCAUACAAAUAAUUUAAUUGUUUUGCUGGAUAUCAUAAUUUAUUAAACUGUUAAAGUAUUAAGGCACUUUUGUAUUUAGCUUAUUAUUUUAAAUGUAGGUAUAAACAUUUAACUAUAAAUACAGUAUAAUGAUUAGAACAUCAGAAACACAAGA